GAUUUCCACCCGAAGCUCCGUCGAACAUGGACGUUUGUUUUGACAAAACAAAGGAAGAAAAGUGCAGAAAAGUGUGUGAAGAAAGAGCAAAAUGUUGGGCAGAAAAUUCCCCUAAAAAAGACCAUUUUGCUGCCUAAAUUGAUGUGUAGGUGUUUGGUGGUGUUACGCAAUAGCAUUUUGUGCAGUGAUAGACAGUGGAUAGUUAGUGCGUAUGCAUGAAAAGUUAAUGUGAAUUUUUGGUGUUCACGGAGAGACUGCGGAAGACAAGAGCUUGGCACGGGAGAGCGAGAGAGAAGCUGAACGGAGCAGGGAAGGGGCUCAAAACCACAAGAGACUCAAGAGGGGCGACACAGCUGGUGACACGAUGCCCUGGUACGCGCUCUUCUCCGACGUGAUCAAGAAGAAGGUGUGCAGGUAUCUGCUUCAGCGAUAUCUGGGGCAGUUCCUGCAGGAAAAACUCUCCCUUGAGCAGCUCAAUGUGGAUCUAUACAAUGGCAAGGGCACAGUCUACGAUGUCGCCCUCUAUUCUGAGGCUCUCAAUGAGCUGUGCCAAAGUCAAGGAUGGGGACUGGAAGUUAUUGAGGGCUAUUUGGGCUCUGUCACGGUGAAUAUUCCAUGGAAUGCUCUCAUGACGGAGGACAGUUUUAUCGAAGUGUCGGGUUUGUAUUUGGCCCUGAAGCCCAAACCAACCACAAAGGAGGGUCAAUCGGUGCUGGAAUCAAUGUGGUCCUCCAUGAGUAGUUCUAUGCAAUUGGCACAGGAUUGCAUGGAUCGAGAUAGUGAAAAUAUCGCCCAGAAUGUCCAGAUGAGCGCCAUGGAAGGCAUAGAGAGAUUCGCCCAGAUUAUUGAUAAUGUUCUCAAUCGGAUAAAGGCAAAAUUUGUUGAUACUGUGGUACGAUUGGAGUAUGUAUUGCCAAAUAGACAGAGAGGAAUUGCAAUUGUGGUAAAAAUUAAGAAGAUUGAGUAUCAAAAUGAAGUGGGUGGAGAUCAACAAGAAAGUUCAGAUAGUGCAAGUUCUGCUCAAGAAAAUGAAGGAUCACCUUCGUUAUCGAGAAAGAAAUCCUACUUUAUUUCUACACAUGCUAUUCAUCACAUUGUACUGGAAGAUAUUACAUUCUAUACAGAAGAAUUUCUUCUGGUGGAUGACAGUAGAGCCACAAAAAAUCAAACAAGGGCACCAAGUGAAUCCCUGAGUGAAAUUAAUGAACAAUUUCACAGUACAAUUUCCAGUAUGUCAUCCACAAUGCAAGAAAGCAGAGAGACAUUCCUGAGUGAGGAUCGGGAGGAGGUUGGGCAUGAGGAUGAUGAUGAGGUAGGAGUUAAAAUGGUGACAAGUGGUGAAAUUCUCAUGGGACGCCUGAAAAAUCGCCAAGAAAUGCGUAUUCGCAUGAAACAGUCGGAAAAUGUUCCAGGACCAAAAGUGGAAAUGGAUUUGAAUAUUGGAGCCUUUGAAGUCUUUCUGUCUCCACGGCAACUUCAUCUGUUACUGUGUCUAAGUGAAAGAUUUACAGGAGAUGCCACAAAUGUACCACAAACAACAGAAGAUGAUAGUGCAUCAAGUGCUGUGAAGCAGGACACACGACAGGUGCCUGUUGCAAAUGUUGCACUUUCUGCAGCGACACAAACAACACCAUUCAAUCCAAUGUCUGGUGGUGUUGGACUGCAUCAAGGAUGGUCGAGCAAUAUUUACGAUGAUCCGGCAAAAUCGUGUCAACAAAUUUUCUACUCAAUCGCCGAACCACAGAAUCCCGCAAGUGGGAAUAUCUUUGAUUCUGUGAUGUCCUCCAGUAGCUCUAUGACGAGUUCCAUGAGUUCGGCCACGAAUUGUGGGAAGAAGGGCAGUGGCCUGGAUGUUGAUAAUUCCCCAAUAUCGCGUUUUGCAAUGCGCGUGGCAUCGAUUCUCGUGAUGAUCCUGCACGAUGAUGUGCUACUGGAGAGUGGUAAGGAUCAGCCGUGUGUGCCUCUGACGGCUGAGAGUGUGGACAAGAUGAAGAUGCUGGCAGAUGGGUUGUUCAGUCGUUUGCUGGACAUGGAUCUUGAUGCUGAGAAUGUGGAUGAGAGGCUGAAUGGGGUGCUAAGUGAUCAUCAUUUGCGUCUGUGGUUGACACCGGUGAUUGCUGAGGGGGAUGAGCAGAGGAAUAUGAAAGAGAAUGUGAUGCAAGUGGUAGUGUCUGUGGCUCGUGGGCAUUUCAAGGAGAUCCUCACCGAUGUGGCUGUGCCUUUGUUAGAAUUCCAUCGGGAGGAGACAUCCAUGGGGCUGACCAGGCGUCCGGAUAUUGUGGUGAAUGUCCACAAAUUGGAGAAGAUUCGACAUCGUGGUGGUGCUGUACGGUAUUCACUGCCAAUCACAACGAUCAAUUGCAUCCUGGCUAGUUGUCAAAGUGAAAUUGAUAUUUCGAUCUAUGAUCGACUGAAAGCGGUGCUAGAUGAUACUCUAUUCGAUGACGAAUGCCGAGGAGUAUCAUCCACAACAGAUCAAACUUCAGCCACCACAACGACUCUCGUGGUGGCUUCUCAAUGUGCUGAUGUUAAAUUGCGCUUCCCCAUUCCUGACCUUAGGCCUCUGCAUGAUCCCCAAAGAGUGCCCUGGUGGAGGCGCAAUGUACGUCCGGAUUUUCUUACCCUGCGUCUGCAUGGCUUCAAAGUGACCAAUGUGGCCACAACUGGUUACAAAUUUGAGGCCAGGGAAAUUGAGAUGUUCUACUGUGAAAAUGAUAGAGCUCCAAGCAUAGGGAUUGGAAGAUGUUCUCAGAGACUCGAUGCAGAGACACAAAUGCUGGAUAUUCCAACGGUACUGGUCGAAGUGAUACCCGAAGAGAAUGAUACGAUGAAUCUUCUCGAUCGAUUGGAGAGGGAAUCACCUACGGAUGCAGCCCAGAAGAAACCAAAUCCAACGCCGUUUAGUUCAAAGAGGGUCUGCCGAGAGAGUGAUACUCCGCACAAGAAGAGUCCCAACGAUGAUACGGAAACCCUAAUAAUUCCUGGAGAUUCAGCUGAAAUGGCUACAUUUUGUGACUUUGCGUACAAAAAUUCCCGCCUACGGAUAAAAAUUAGUCUACCAUUGGUGAGCCUUCAGUUACGUUCAAAGCAUCUCUAUGAGAUACUUUAUAAUCGAAUCAAUUCGGAUUUGUUGCUGUGGGAACCGGCAGCUCGAAGUGCCACGGUUCCACAGCAAACAAUUGAUAAUUUCCUAAAUGUUGGCAUGAUGGAUUCGAUAUAUGCUCCAGCCACAUCAGUUCGUGCCAUGGCAGCUGAAUAUUCCGUCACGAAUUCGUCGGAAUCAUCUGGAUCGGGUGAAGAUGAAGAAGAUCCGAAUGUCUUCUAUUCGAUUUACGAUCGGAAGAAGAAUCGGAUGCCAGAGAGGCAUUUUGAGGAGGGUACAAAGAGCUGUGACUUGUGUAUUCAGGUGAGCGUGACUGAGGGUUUAUUGACGAUGCAGGCACCGGUGAGAGAUUCGAAAAAUCUGGUGAUACCGGAACAAUUUGGGGAGUAUGUGAUAAGGGUGGAUUGUUUGUCAUUGUUCACAGUCAAGGGAUACUGUGGCAAUGAGAAUUUGGGAUUUGUCUGUCUUGAAGUGGUUGAUGCUGAUCUCUAUCACUGUGGAAUUAUGCCAUCGCCGAGUUCUGAUCCACCAAUCAGGUGGUUUGAAUCAAUGUUCCCUGACUACCUUCUUAGAACAAUCUAUAGCACACCCAAAGAUCUCACAAUGCAAAAGUCCAAGCGCAACAAAGAACGAGAAAUGAUCUCACUUGCCAUUCAGAUCAAACACUGCCCGGAGCAGAGAUUGAAGCGGAUUCGAGUGGCGGCAGGCAUUGAGAUGGCUACUCUUAGGCACAAUCCUUCCCAGCCGGAACAUACGUGGCUGACGGAAUUACUGGAUAUGUUCGAUGUUAUGGACUAUCCGGUGCUGGGAUAUACAGUUUCCGGGGUCGUUACGGAGAUGCAUCUUCAUCUCUGGGAUUGCGCCAUUGACUAUCGUCCCCUCUAUUUUCCCUAUCGGGCUGUUAUAACUCUGGGGAAUUUCAUGAUCAGCAGCAACAUCACCACAACUUCACCUGGAUGCACUCUACGAUUCGUAGCUGAGGAUUGUACCCUCUCCCUGGCGCCACAGGCCAUUGAAGUUCCUGCUAAAGAUACCCUCGAAUCAGACUAUCCCAAAAUUCCUGAGAAUCUCCAUGGAGACUCCAGGGAUUUAGUUUGUGUGGUGGAUUUGGGAUUGUUUGAGAUCUCACUGAGACUCAAUGAGAAAGCCACGAGUUUUGCACCCAAAUUCGAUAUGAGAGCAGCUCUCAAUGAUGUCCACAUUCGGACGUGUGCAGAUUCAGCUAGGGCUCUGGCACAGCUCAUCUCGUACAUUGCUGCCAAGGGAGACCUGGAGAAAUUCGAUUCGGCUCCGGAGGAGAGUUGUGAUUCCACGGGGAAUUUCAGUGAGCAAGACGCUGAUUUGCUGUCUGUGAGAUCCAGCCAGGCUUCCAUUCCCGAAGUCAGUCAGUCACAGCAGCAACACGUCAACACUCUGAUGGCUGAAGCGAUGCAGGAGAGCGCAAUUGAGGAAUCCGAUUAUUCCGAUGAGGAAAUUGAGGCACUUGGUCCGGGAGUCGAUGUAUUCUUCUUCCCGGAUGAAGCUGCCAAAAUGGGUGUGAGUCCCAAGAAGUCCUUCAAGGGUUCCACACCAGAUUCCGUGAGUAUCACAAGUGGGGAGAUUCGUGAGUUGUAUGAUUUUGAGUCGUCUGUGAUGGGAGGUGGUGCAUCUGCUUGUGUUGAUCCGGAAAUUGAUAUUGAGGUGGAGGAAGCUCUGCCGCAAGUGGCUAAAGAUCUUGGCAGUGUACGACGUCGUGAUAUGACAACUCCGUCCAAGAGUCAUGCGCACAGAGCUAUUGGGCACAUGAGAAGUCUGAGUUCGGGGACAGAUGAUGAUUUCUGUUUUAUCUCAGAGGAAGAAAGGGUGAUUUUCUGUGGGCAAAAUGAGGUGGCAGUGACCGAAGAUCCCAUUAGGAUUGUUGACAAUCAUUUUAGUGUGCCAAAUAGAAAGCCAGAUCUUCUGCAGGCUCCACAUGAUUUUCCCAUGGCUGUUAUACGGUACACUCUGUGCGAGAUGUCAGUGACAUGGCAUAUUUUUGGUGGAUCUGACUUUGGGGUCAAUCCUCCGCCGGCCCCGAAGAAGGACGAGACAGUUCUGCAGGAGGCAGAUUACGAUGCUUAUAGGCUUUCUUACCUCCCAAUGUCAGAUGUGUACAAAUUUGGGGUUUCCUAUGCUGCUGGUGCUAAGGUCAUGGCCGAUGGGAAUGUCAGGAGGCACCAGUCGACUGGGAAGUUGUCCUGGAAGACGCGUGGUGGUGCCCAGAGGAGGCAUGACAUCCUCAUGGAGUUUCAGUUGCACAAAGUUCGCUUUUCCCAUGAAGUUUAUCCGAGUGACAGGGAACAGGCAUCUCGCCAGGUGCUCCUGGUGUCAGAUUUGGAGAUCAAGGAUAAACUGGCCGUGUCCAAUAUCAAUAAAUUCCUCUAUCAUCCAACCAGUGGCUCCAUUAAACCCCAUCAAUCUCGCACAAAUCUGAUCGUGAUUAAGGCCCUGCAUUUGCGAUCAGACCUGUCCCUUCCGGCCCAGGAAUGUUGUUUGCGAGUGUCAAUGCUUCCGCUGAGACUCAACAUCGAUCAGGAUUCGCUCCUCUUCCUCUUUGACUUCUUCCAGGAGUUCAGUGGGGCUGACAGUGCUCCUGCGCCUGUUCAGGAGGGUCAACGUCAAGUUCCGCCUCCGAUGUCACCACCUCCAAUCAUGAUGGUGGAUCUUCCGGAGGCGGCUCAGGAGCUGCAAGCGCGCAAAAUGGUGUCAGAGAAUUUGAUGCUCCUGAUGGAGGAAGAGGCUGAAAAGGCUGCAACUCCAACGGCUGCUGACACAGAGGACAAUUCACCCAUUUACUUCAGGAGUGUCUCGUUCAGUCCAGAAGUGAAGAUUCGCAUUGACUACCAAGGGAAGCGAGUGGAAUUGUCCAGGGGACCUCUGGCGGGACUUCUAAUGGGACUCGGGCAGUUGCACUGCUCAGAGAUUCGUCUCAAACGCAUUUGCCACAAAAAUGGAAUUCUCGGUGUAGAUAAACUACUUAAUUUCCUCCUUCAAGAGUGGCUACAGGAUAUCAAGAGGAAUCAGUUACCAUCACUUUUAGGUGGUGUGGGACCAAUGCAUUCUUUCAUUCAGCUGUUUCAAGGGAUACGCGAUUUGUUCUGGCUGCCAAUUGAGCAGUAUCAGAAAGAUGGACAAAUUGUGCGUGGUUUGCAACGUGGUGCACAGAGUUUUACAGCUCGAACAGCUUUGGCAGCUCUGGAAAUUACAACACGUCUCAUUCAUCUGCUACAGAUAACAGCAGAAACGGCCUACGACAUGGUGUCACCUGGGCCAACGGUGCGCCGUGUGAGGGGCUACAGGAAGGGCAAGAGGAAGCGAGUGCAGCCACCACAGGACAUCCGAGAGGGAGUUGCAAAUGCCUAUCAGAUUGUGAGGGAUGGAAUUGGUGAGACGGUGCAUACGAUUAUGGAAGUGGCAGCUCUUGAGCACGAUCAGAAGGGUUACACGGGGGCUGUUGGGGCUGUUGUGCGUGAGAUUCCCUCGACAAUGGUGAAGCCCAUUGUGCUGGCCACACAGGCCACUACGAAUGUCUUGGGUGGAGUGAGGAAUCAACUUGUGCCGGAUGCACGGAUUGAGGCACGGGAAAAGUGGAAGGAAGAUGAGGACUAACAUUGGCCAUUUAUCUCCUCUCCACUCUCCACAAAAUCCCCAAUCAAAUGCGCCUCAAAUCCUUGGCACAAUUUUCUCGCACUAUCUGUCUACAUUUUCCUCAAUAUGUUGCCUGUUUUCUUUUAAUUUCUUCUAGAAUUAUGCGACGAAAAUCAAAAAAAAAGUGAGUCAAUUGCCAAUUUUAAUUUUGACAAAAGUUGGAGAGAGUAGAAAAAAAGCCCCUUAUUUCUAACGCCUUUUUCUUAGUUAGGAUUUUUAUUAAAUAAAAAAAAAUACUAUUAUACAACAGAAACUCUAUGAAUUUACUAAAAGAAUGUGUGAAAAUAUCCCCAAAAAAAAAGUGGUUAAAAAAUAUUAUACAUAAAAGUCAUGCAAAAAGAGAAAAGAUAUUUUGUGAAAUCUUUAAAAUGAACAUUUUCCUCUUCAAAAACUAAUAUUAGUUUAUCUAUGUUUUAUUCUUUUUUUUUAUGUAGAUAUUGUGAGGCAAAAAAAUGCAUCUUGAAUUUGAUGAGGUAGUGAGAAUGAGAAAUUAUAGAAGUCUUUUUUAUAUUUUGUGAAUUAAUCCGAAAAGAUGCGAAGAGAACAAGGAGAUUCAUUAAAAAUUACGUGAAGCAACAAUUUUCAUGGAAAUUUUGAUUUUAAUAAAAUUAUCGAAAUGCACAAAA
Phlebotomus papatasi is the source of this 7395-nucleotide messenger RNA. Its product is annotated as autophagy-related protein 2 homolog A. Lineage: Eukaryota; Metazoa; Arthropoda; Insecta; Diptera; Psychodidae. The transcript has 9 exons. The record is from RefSeq and is a predicted model, not a curated record. Bases 365 to 6730 code for a protein of 2121 amino acids. Gene Ontology annotation, cellular component: phagophore assembly site; extrinsic component of membrane. Gene Ontology annotation, molecular function: phosphatidylinositol-3-phosphate binding. Gene Ontology annotation, biological process: piecemeal microautophagy of the nucleus; autophagosome assembly; autophagy of mitochondrion.